AUGUCGGCCCUUGAUGACUCAGUGUGUGUGCAGGUUCCGGCAACUCCGCUGGACGAGAAGAAGACUUUGAUCGAGGGUAACACAGAGAAGUUUGUCGUCGACGAGGUCUCCGGCUGGCUCCGGGUGUUCUCCGACGGAACGGUGGACAGAACCUGGACCGGACCCCCGGAAGUCCAGUUCCUUGCUACCCCAUAUUUCCCCUCCUCCGCCAACGCUGCCGCCGACGGCGUCACCGUCCACGACCUCACCGUCGAUACCUUCUCUGGUCUGGCCCUCCGCGUCUACCUCCCCGCCGGUUCUGAAGCUGAAGUAGGGGAGCACUUCCCCGUUCUCCUACACUUCCACGGGGGGGGCUUCUGCAUUAGCCGCCCCAGCUGGCACAUGUACUACCAGUUCUACGCGCGCCUCGCCGCCGCGACAGGCGCAGCCGUGGUGUCAGUCUACACUCGGCCCGCCCCAGAGCACCGCCUCCCCGCCGCCGUGGACGACUGCUUCGCCGGCCUCCUGUGGCUCCGUUCCCUCGCGCAGUCUCCCCCCCCCCCCGCCGCCGCCGCCUCCUCCUCCGGCGAUCACCCUGCCGUCGCCGCCCUCCGCCGCCGCGGGGACUUUUCUCGCGUGUUCCUCAUCGGAGAAAGCUCCGGGGGGAACCUGGUACACGAGGUGGCGGCGCUCGCCGGAAGGCAAGAGGACGACUUCUGGGCGCCGCUGCGUCUCGCCGGCGCGGUGCCGAUCCACCCGGGAUUUGUGCGAUCAACUCGGAGCCGGUCGGAGAUGGACUGCAGUCUUGAGACUCCCUUCCUUACUUUGGACAUGCUGGACAAGUUUCUCUAUCUAGCGCUGCCGGAGGGCGCCACCAAGGAUCACCCGAUCACCUGCCCCAUGGGACCGCAGGCGCCGGAGAUGGCGGGUCUGCGGAUGCCGCCGGUGAUGGUGGUUGUGGCGGAGCGGGACCUGAUCAGGGACACCGAAAUGGAGUAUUGCGAGGCCAUGAAGGCGGCCGGGAAGGAGGUGGAGGUGGUGGAGGAGUCCGGGGUGGGCCACAGCUUCUAUCUCAACAAGCUCGCCGUUGACUUUGAUCCCCACGUUGGAAGCCAGACGGCGGCGCUAAUCGAGUCCAUCAAGGACUUCGUCAACCGCCACUGA
Molecule: messenger RNA, 1143 nt
Organism: Spirodela intermedia
Lineage: Eukaryota; Viridiplantae; Streptophyta; Magnoliopsida; Alismatales; Araceae
Source: the annotation of a GenBank genome assembly